AUGGCGAUUCAGUCGGAGACGAUACGCAAGAAGCUGGAAAAGGAGGCGGCCAAGAAGAAAGAGGAGGAGGAGGAGGAGACGAAGGAGGAGACGACGGUGGGAACGAAGGAGGAGCGCCCAAUCGUCGAGGCUAUCGCGAAGGAGGAGGCGCCCGACCUCGGAAUGGAAGAGGCGAGACGGAUCAACGCGGAACUCCUCGAGGCUUCCAAGGCUGCGGCCGCGAGGCUCGCCGCGCUGCGAGGAACCCUCAAAGAAACCGAGGAGGAGCUCAAGAGAUCCGAGGAGACGCAGGCGAGAAAGGCGGAGCGACGCGCCGCAAAGGCUGAGAAGGCGCGGAUCCUACGGGAGGAGGAGGAGAAAAAAUCAGAGGAAGAAAAAUCGGGGGAGCCGUCGCUCGCCGACGUCGCCGCCGCCGCCGAAGCCUCCGCGAACCUGAGCGGCUGGGACGACGACGACGCCGCGGCGGACUCCUGGGAGAUCGCCGCGGAGAGCGAGCAGGCUGCCGCGGUCGCCGCCGCCGCCUCCGAGGCGGCGAGGCGAGCGGAGGCGGCGGUGGUGGAGCUCGAGGCGGCGGCGGAAAACGACCGACGCGUCGUCGAGCCCGAGGUGGCCACCGCGGAGGAUGCUGGAAGGUCGGACGCUUCGGCGUCCUCGUCCAGGUCCUCGUCCUCCAGGUCCUCGUCCUCCAGGUCCUCGUCGUCCUCGUCGUCGUCGUCGUCCGCGGCUUCCGCUUGGGGUUCGAUCGGUUCCUUCUUCAGCGCCGCGCUCAAGACUGUGACGUCGCUCACCUCCCCCGAGGCGAGGGCGAAGCAGGCUGAGGCGGAGCGAGCCGCCGGUAAGGCGCAGCUCCUCGCCGCGGUGGUCUCCACGAACAUCGGCCGCGACUGCGACCUGGACCAGCUCCGCGCGGUGGAGACGGCGGUGCUCCAGCUGGAGUCGCUCAACCCGACAAAAGCGCCGAUGAAAUCGUCGCUGACCAAGGGGCGAUGGUCCGCCGUGUUCACGUCGUCGCGGCAGUUGCUGGGUCUGGACAAGAAGCUAUCGCUGACGAGGCAGUCGGGGCCCAUCUACUGGGCGUUCGACGCCGAGGAGAAACGAGCGGAGGUUUCGUACACGUGGCCAGUCAAGGUGGAGCGCGCUUCGAUGGAAGUUACAUCGGAGGGGUACAAGGCGGAGUUGGAGUUUGAACAGACGAAGGUGUUUGGCCUGUUUUCCAUUGGCGGCGGCAAGCAGAGGGAGUACGCCGAGCUGGAAGUUACCUACCUGGACCUGGACCUGAUGGUGGCGAGGGGCGGGGGUAACACGCUGUACGUGCUGGUUCAGACCAACAGCAACUACAGGAUCGGGGACACCACCUCCAACAACGUCAACAAGCAGCUGAGGUGACGACCCGGCUCGCGUCCUUCAAUCGUACGAAGGUGGCUGUUUUUUGCCUCGUCUCUUUCAUCAUCUUUGAACCCCUAGCUCUUACCUUCGUACUAAGAUUAGCCUCGUGUU
Micromonas commoda is the source of this 1497-nucleotide messenger RNA. RefSeq lists its product with no specific name. The record is from RefSeq and is a predicted model, not a curated record. The transcript has a single exon. Bases 1 to 1386 code for a protein of 461 amino acids. Lineage: Eukaryota; Viridiplantae; Chlorophyta; Mamiellophyceae; Mamiellales; Mamiellaceae.